UAAGAAUAUGAAAAGGAAAGAAAAUAAAAAGGAAAGAAGGAGAUUAGUUCCUUGAGGGCAACGUUUCUCUGGUCCGGGUCCGGAUCUGGGUUCUCAGUUAGGUUCGGAGCUAGCCUCGGAUGAAGACUUUGUGCGGAUAAGAAGGACUCCAUAACUCUUCUUACGCCAUCGGCCACCACCACUUCUACAAGAACCCCUCUUUCCUCUGCCCACAACGCCUCCAUUCCUAAAGCUUAAACUCCCCAAUAUCUCCCUCUCCAUCUCUGCGCGCUCAGUCUGAAAUAACUGAACCGAGUACCAAUCUGGUUUUUCAAACUGGCGAUCGAUAAUCAGGAGACGACUGUCCGGGAAAUCAAGCCCAAGAGCAGGAGAAUCAUGGGAGCCGGAGGGCCUGAUGACGAGGACCACAGGUGGCCGCCGUGGUUGAAACCCUUGCUGCGGGAGAGCUUCUUUGUUCAAUGCAAGUUACAUGCCGAUUCCCACAAGAGUGAAUGCAAUAUGUAUUGCUUGGACUGCAUGAACGGCGCUCUCUGUUCUCUCUGCCUCGCCUACCACAAGGAUCAUCGUUCUAUUCAGAUACGUCGAUCAUCAUACCACGAUGUGAUUAGGGUUAAUGAAAUUCAGAAGGUGCUUGACAUCAGUGGAGUUCAAACAUACAUCAUCAACAGCGCCAGAGUAGUCUUCCUCAACGAACGCCCACAGCCGAGGCCCGGCAAAGGCGUCACGAACACCUGUGAAGUCUGCGAGCGCAGCCUCCUCGAUUCCUUCCGAUUCUGUUCUCUUGGUUGCAAGAUUGUCGGAACGUCGAAAAAUUUCCCGAAGAACAAGCAAGCGCCGCCGCCAUCGGCGUCGGACUCGGAGGAGUCGUACAGCAGUAGGUGCAGCUACGGCCGGCAGAAGACCAAAGUCCAGAGCUUCACUCCGUCGACCCCUCCCCCAACCGUGGUAAAUUACAGAACGGCCAAGCGAAGAAAGGGUAUUCCCCAUAGAGCCCCACUUGGAGGCCUUAUCAUAGAGUAUUAGCAAGCUAGUACUGCUAUUAGUGUUAAUUACCGUCAUGCCCCACGCAUACAAUGUAGCUAUCAGAAACACCCCCCCACGGCCCCACCGCCCAAUACUCGAGCCUUCUUGGCGAACUGAAGAGGCCGGUACCGGGACGGGGCUUUUCCGUACAUAAGACGCCAAAUAGAUGAUAGGAAUGUGAAAUAAGACGAAGCAUAAGGGUUUAGAGUGAUAUUAUACUUAAGUUUUGGGUGAAAAUGUAAAUACUGUUUUUUGUGGCACAGAAGACAAUGUCUAGAUAUGGUAUGAAAUAAUGGACUUGCUAUUGUGUA
This is a messenger RNA of Malania oleifera, 1334 nucleotides long. RefSeq names its product protein RGF1 INDUCIBLE TRANSCRIPTION FACTOR 1-like. Bases 376 to 1023 code for a protein of 215 amino acids. Lineage: Eukaryota; Viridiplantae; Streptophyta; Magnoliopsida; Santalales; Ximeniaceae. The transcript has 4 exons. The record is from RefSeq and is a predicted model, not a curated record.